Molecule: messenger RNA, 1373 nt
Organism: Cannabis sativa
Lineage: Eukaryota; Viridiplantae; Streptophyta; Magnoliopsida; Rosales; Cannabaceae
Product: bifunctional phosphatase IMPL2, chloroplastic
Exons: 10
Coding region: 20-1174 (384 amino acids)
Biological process (GO): L-histidine biosynthetic process
Molecular function (GO): histidinol-phosphatase activity
Source: RefSeq, a predicted model, not a curated record
AUCAUCAUUGAAGAUCUUAAUGGGCCUUUGGGCCCAAAAAAAAGACCCAAAACUGAACUCUCUCUCUCUCUCUCUCUCUCUCAGUGAGUUCAUCGUAGUGGCGGAGUUUCUCACAUCGGUCGGCGACGGCGUUCCUCAUCCUCAACUCAAAGUCUCCACCAUGCUUUCUCAGUGCUUUUCUCAGACGGCCACCACAGCCAGAUACUUCCCCAGCACUUUGUUUUCACCUCCCAUUCCCAUUUCAAGUGCUUCAGCUCUCAAUUUCACUGAUACUAGGGGAGGCUGCCUUUCCCUCUCACUCACUCGUGGAGCCAACAUCUCCAUGGCCUGUAAUUCGAAGCUCUCGAAUGGAGUCGAAGCUCUUUCCUGGGGUCUCGAUGUUGAUCGCUUUGCUGAGGUUGCUAAUGAGGCUGCUGAUGCCUCUGGAGUUGUGCUUCGAAAAUACUUUCGUAGCAAGUUCGAGAUUCUAGAUAAGGAAGAUUUGAGUCCUGUAACUAUUGCGGAUCAAACAGCCGAGGAAUCUAUGGUAUCUAUUAUAUUGAAAAACUUUCCAUCUCAUGCUAUUUUUGGAGAAGAGAAAGGGUGGAGGUGCAAAGAGAAAGAUUCAGAGUAUGUCUGGGUUUUAGAUCCAAUAGAUGGGACAAAAAGUUUUAUAACUGGAAAACCUGUCUUCGGUACACUCAUUGUUCUGCUACAUAAGGGUAAACCAAUUCUUGGUGUAAUUGAUCAGCCUAUUUUAAGAGAAAGAUGGAUUGGGAUAAAUGGAAGGAAAACUACACUAAAUGGAGAAGAAGUAUCCACUCGCUCUUGUGCAAAUAUUUCACAAGCAUAUAUGUACACUACAAGUCCUCAUCUAUUCAAAGAAGAGGCAAAAGAAGCAUUUGUUCGUGUGAGAAACAAGGUGAAAGUACCUCUAUAUGGAUGCGACUGCUAUGCUUAUGCUCUUCUGUCAUCCGGUCAUGUGGAUCUUGUUGUUGAAUCCGGUCUCCAUCCAUACGAUAUUCUUGCACUCAUACCGGUGAUAGAAGGCGCUGGAGGUGUCAUAACUGGUUGGAAAGGAGAAGAACUUAGUUGGGAAGCUUCCCCAAAUUCACAUGCAACAAAUUUUAAUGUAGUUGCAGCUGGGGAUAAACAGAUUCACCAGCAAGCUCUGGAGUUGCUACAAUGGCGAUAAGGUUUAGAUUGGCCUUGCUUCAAAUAAAUUUGUAGAGAUCUUAGCAGAAAAGCCUUGGUUGAUUCUGAAUAAAUGAGUUUAGUUGGAAAGAACUAAAAUUGACAAAUUCUAUUUGAAGAUGUACAUCAAGAAACAAUUUGCAAGGACAUAUUAUCUUGACCCCCUAAUGGCCAAAAAAAAAAAAGGUUCCUUUGGAAAA